AGUCUGUGAACAUGAAAACUAUUUUAUGGUGUAAACAACAUUAUCUGAAACUAUUAACUCGAUACUGAGUGUUCAUUAUUGGCGUGCUAAAAAGCCUUUAAUAUCCCAGUUAUUGAUAAGACUUAAUCUUAUCUAAGAAAAAAAUAAAAGUAUAUAUUUGAUAUUAUCGAAAAAAAGCGGAUAUUUCAACAAUCGAUGAAUGCGUUUAAAAUAGCAAGGACUGUUUUACUUUUAAUAAAAAAUGUCUGGACAUCAGGAAGAAAGUAUACCUAUGAACGAUGUCGAAUACAGGAGUAACAAACAUGAAGCACUGUUUAACCAGUGCGAUACUAAUAGAGAUGGAUACAUAACCAUAAACGAAUUGAAAAAUUUUGUUGUCUGUAACGAAACGGAAUGUUAUUUCAUACCGAAGAAGGCGCUGACAAAAAUUAUGAGAAUGGCAGAUCAGAAUGGAGACGAAAAAUUGUGUUAUCAAGAAUUUGUCGAUCUCGUACAAAGCAAAGACUUCCGAUAUACGCUUAAUAAAUAUGCAAUAGCAUACGUUAAUAAUCUGAUUCCACGACCUAAAAAAGCGCGAACUACUUUUCGGACACGGUCGCUUCAAAUCGGCGACGAAACCGGGCAACAAGAUAUUUGUAACGAAUACUCAUGUUUCCCGCCACCGGUUUUUAUGUUUCUCAUAACGGUCCUCGAGGUUGUUUUGUUUACAAUUGACGAACUAACUCAAAAAGGAUCUUCUUUAACGGCUUCUGGUAUUAUUGGAAAACAUCUACUUUUUGAUCCUAAUAAAAAAUCAGAAGUAUGGAGAUUCGUGACGUAUAUGUUUGUACAUAUAGGAUACACUCAUCUUGUAACCAAUCUUAUUGUCCAGUUAGCGCUCGGAAUACCAUUGGAAAUGGUUAAUAAAUGGUGGAGAGUGUUAACUAUAUAUUUUUUGGGUGGUAUAGCUGGUAGUUUAGCACAUUGUGUUAUAGAAAGUAAUAUUAGACUUGGGGGUGCCAGUGGCGGAGUCUACGCUCUUUUAACGGCUCAUUUGGCUCAAGUUAUUAUGAAUUGGAGUGAAAUGAAAUUUCCUUGGAUUCAAUUUUUAUUCUUUGGUAUACUGGUUGCGGGAGAUUUGGGUACGGCAGCAUACCAAAGAUACUUUUUGCACGAAAUAAACGAAAUUGGAGUCACUUGUCACGUUGGUGGGGCGGUAGCGGGUAUAUUAGUUGGAAUUUAUAUACUAAGAAAUCUGCAAGUUACAACAACUGAAAAAUACAUUUGGUGGGCAGCUUUAAUAGUUUAUAUAAUUUUAACAAUAACUACUAUUGUAUUAGCAAUUAUGUUGUAAGAAACAAUUUACUGAUUAUAUUUAUAAAUUUGUAUUAAAUAAAGUAUGAAAACAAA
Molecule: messenger RNA, 1389 nt
Organism: Diorhabda sublineata
Lineage: Eukaryota; Metazoa; Arthropoda; Insecta; Coleoptera; Chrysomelidae
Product: rhomboid-related protein 1-like
Exons: 6
Coding region: 242-1333 (363 amino acids)
Cellular component (GO): membrane
Molecular function (GO): serine-type endopeptidase activity; calcium ion binding
Source: RefSeq, a predicted model, not a curated record